GUUUUUUGCGGCAGCCUUUGCGAUGUGGACGUUGCCAUGGAGGAAGAGGAGUUGGUGGAAUUACUGCCGCCUGAGUUCACCAGAGGGGUUGUCCUAAUGGACUUUCAAUGUGCUGUUGUGCCAAAGGCCCUUUGCGGCGAGUUGCUGAAGCUCCUGGGCCCUCUGAGCGAAGACUUGAAGCACCUCAAGCGGGUGAGGCCAGAAGGAACAGAUUUGGCUGUGCUCCUGACAGAGACGCCUCGAGAAGAUGUCUUGCAGUUCUUGCAAAACCGAGAGAUUACGGCUGCCACCGUGCAAGUUCCGCGUUUUUGCCCUUUGACUGCUUCGCAGAUGGAGAGCUUCUCGAGGUAUUGGCCGGUGAAGAAAUUCGUCCCAUCCUUUCAGCCUUUAAAGCUCACCCAGGACCUGAAGGCCCACUUCGGGCAUCUCCGGCGCUUGGCCGAGGACGCUGGUGGCGACGCCGGUGGCUGUGCGAUGGCAGAUGCUAGUGGCCGCUUGUUGGUUGCGUGUGCGGCGUCCAAUGGGGUGCUCCAACAUCCAGCCAUGGUGGCCAUUGCCACAGUGGCAGAGGAUGCACGCAAAAGGUAUGCGGCACAGGGAAAACGCUCGAGAGAAGAGGAAGAUUAUCUUUGCCAAGAUUGCGAUGUGGUGCUUACACAUGAGCCGUGCAUCAUGUGUGCCAUGGCUUUGAUACACUCGAGGGUGCGAAGGAUUGCAUUUUGCAAUGAGAACACUGACUUCGGUGGUUUUGGAGGCCGAAUUGCCCUCGAACAAUGUCCGAACCUGAAUCAUCAUCCACGCAUCCUUCGCUGGAAAAUUACUAUCCAAUAA
This is a messenger RNA of Durusdinium trenchii, 831 nucleotides long. The record is from the annotation of a GenBank genome assembly. NCBI's taxonomy places the organism in Eukaryota, Dinophyceae, Suessiales, Symbiodiniaceae.